Naegleria fowleri is the source of this 375-nucleotide messenger RNA. RefSeq lists its product as uncharacterized. Lineage: Eukaryota; Heterolobosea; Eutetramitea; Acrasida; Naegleriidae. The record is from RefSeq and is a predicted model, not a curated record. The transcript has a single exon. Bases 1 to 375 code for a protein of 124 amino acids.
AUGCAUAAUGCUAGUCCAACAAACUAUUUUCACCUCCCAAUCACCUAUGGUGGAUUAGGUAUUCCAAGAUUCGACUUCUUUGCUGAUGAAAUUAGAAUCGAAACAGCCCUUUAUCUUAUUAACAAUGAGAACGAACUCCUUAGAGAAGUCUAUUCAGAAGGAAUUAAAUAUGAAAAUUCGAUUUUUAAGGAAAUGAAUAGAUCAAUGAAGAAAUACAAGAUCAAACCUCAACAAUUUAACAAUGAUGAAAAUCUUCCAAAAUUCAAAGGAAAGAAUUUUACUAUUUACACUGACGGAUCAAAUCUAAACAAUUCAACAGGUUUCGGCUUCACCGCCAAAGUCAACAAUUCCCAAGAAACCCAAGAAUUCUCGUAA